UGAUCAUUAAAUCUGAAUUUUAGUACAAAAAUAAGGAAAAGUUUGGUUUUUUUCUAAAAUAAAAUGACAUACUAAAAUGUGUAGAAAUGGUGGCAAUCCAGAAUGGCAGAGCCUCAAAAAUAAUUUUUUUUAAAAAAAAUAUUAUAAGCCGUUCACUUUCACAGUUUCACGUGACUCAGAGUCUCAGACAUUGACCACCAAGCCAAAGCCACUAAGCCACACAACACUCAUCCCUCUCUCCAAACAAUGCCGCACCAGCCGCCGAGACAAAUGGAAAACAAUGCGCGCCGGCGCCGGCGCCGCACUGUUCCCUCGCCGCCGCCGACGCCGCUUUUUCUUUUCCUUUUUCUCAUGCAAGCUUACUGCUAUUUCCCGGCGGCUAUCGGCGCCGACGAUGCCGCCACGCCGUCUGUGCCGCUCGUCAGUAGCUCUUUGCUCCCCUCCGACGCCGUUUCGCUGCUGUCGUUCAAGUCCAAGGCGGACCUUAAUGGCAGGCUGCUUUACACGCUUAACGAGCGGUUUGACUACUGUGGAUGGCAGGGGGUGAAGUGCGCUCAGGGGCGGGUGGUGCGUCUCGUUCUCCAAGGUUUUGGUCUCCGAGGGAUCUUCGCCGCCGACACGCUCACUCGGCUUGACCAGCUCCGAGUUCUGAGUCUGAAGAACAACUCGCUCUCCGGCGCUAUUCCUGACCUCGCCGGACUGCCGAACCUCAAAACGCUGUUUCUGGACCACAACCACUUCUUCGGAACUUUUCCUCCCUCCAUCCUCUUUCUUCACCGUCUUCUCAUUCUCGAUCUCUCUGAUAACAAUUUCACCGGUUCGCUCCCCGAUGGACUGACGGUUCUGGACCGGCUGAACUACCUCCGCCUCGACUCUAACCGCUUCAACGGCUCCGUUCCGGCGUUGAACCAGUCGGAACUGGGAGUAUUCAACGUCUCCAACAACAACCUCAAAGGUCCUAUACCUGUAACUCCGACUCUGUCUAAGUUCACUAUUUCUUCAUUCUCGUUGAACCCUAAUCUUUGCGGCGAGGUUGUGGACAAGCCUUGCGGAGCUUCUCCGUUCUUCAACUCCCCUCCUGCUACGCCCGUCUCGCCGCCUAGGCCUCUCCUACAGGAAGCGCAGUCGCAGGGAAUACUCCCGCCGCCUACUCAACACCGGCACAAAAAAACCGGCGUCAUUUUAGGUUUCGUCGUCGGAACUCUAGUCUUAAUUGCAGCUAUUGUCUCCCUCUUCACUUUAAUCAGAAGACGGAAGGAAGAAAUGGAGCCGAAAUCCACAAAAUUGACCUCGGAUACUGGUAACCACAACAUGGAGGAUGUGAUGUGCUCACCUCAAGGCGGAAACAACGAAGAAGUCAAAGAGAAUAAAAUGCAAGCACCUCAACCGCCGUUGAAGAGCGGAAAUCUGAUGUUCUCUUCAGGGGAGGCAGAAUUGUAUUCUCUAGAGCAGCUUAUGAGAGCUUCCGCCGAGCUGCUCGGUAGAGGUACGCUUGGGACUACGUACAAGGCGGUUAUGGCUUCUCAGUUGAUCGUGUCCGUUAAACGACUCGACGCCGGAAAAACUUCCAUUACCGGCGCGGAGGCUUUCCUGCAGCACAUGGAGGCAGUAGGCGUUCUCCGCCAUCCGAAUUUGGUCCCUGUUAGGGCUUACUUCCAGGCCAAACAGGAAAGGCUAAUCAUCUACGAUUAUCAACCCAACGGCAGCCUUUUCAAUCUCAUUCACGGUUCAAGAUCCACGAGGGCUAAGCCACUUCACUGGACAUCAUGUCUAAAAAUUGCAGAAGACGUUGCUCAAGGGCUGGCUUACAUCCAUCAAGCAUCAAAGCUUAUCCACGGCAACUUGAAAUCCUCCAAUGUCCUCCUCGCCACCGACUUCGAGGCAUGUCUCACCGACUACUGCAUAAUAACACUAGCAGACGUAUCUCCAAGCGACGAUCCAGACUCCGCACGCUACAAAGCCCCCGAGGCACGCAAGUCUACAAGGCGUGCCACUUCAGCUUCCGAUGUCUAUUCCUAUGGCAUCCUCCUGUUGGAGCUCUUGUCAGGUAAACAUCCUUCCCAGCACCCAUUCCUCUCACCCCCCGACAUGCCAGAGUGGGUUAGAGCCAUGCGGGAAGAUGACGGGGAGGAAGAUACAUGGCUCGGAAUGCUAGUUGAAGUAGCUAGUAUCUGUAGCUUGACAUCCCCAGAACAGAGGCCAACAAUGAGGCAAGUGCUGAAAAUGAUUCAGGAUAUUAAGGAGUACAAUGGUUGCGAAUGAACACUAGGUGGGAUGGAAAUGGAAUGUUCAAAUUUUUGAAUUAGCUUCCUUUAUACUGUGAAACGGCAAAACAGUUAAGGUCAAUUGUUGGGCAGUGGCUGUGGAUUGGGUUUUUGGUAAAUCAAAGGUAUGGUCAAUUGUAAAUGUAAAUUAUUUUACAUAUAUCUAUGUUCCUCUACGGAUGAAAAUUAGUUUUGGUUUUCCUCAGGUCAUACAUUCCCAAAUUUUGUUGUGCAUUAUAUCUCUUUAUACCUUAUUCCUUUUAUUUUUUU
Molecule: messenger RNA, 2534 nt
Organism: Ipomoea nil (Japanese morning glory)
Lineage: Eukaryota; Viridiplantae; Streptophyta; Magnoliopsida; Solanales; Convolvulaceae
Product: probable inactive receptor kinase At5g67200
Exons: 2
Coding region: 247-2262 (671 amino acids)
Biological process (GO): protein phosphorylation
Molecular function (GO): ATP binding; protein kinase activity; protein binding
Source: RefSeq, a predicted model, not a curated record